UUUUAGUGCACUCAUCGAACAAACCUACUAUCUGACAGAUCCACUAUCUGACAAGUUAAAUUUGUGGAUUGUGUAUGAGAACGAUAUGACAAAGUAAAUGCUAAAAGUCAAGAGAAAAACAAGCAACCAAAAACGUAAAGUCCUUCCAAACAGCAAUCAGAUUAUUUUGCAACAGACGUAUUUAGAAAAGUAUUCAUAAAAAAAUCAGAAAUCAGAAAAAGUCUUCUCGAAGGCAAACCAAAAUGGUAUUGCGGUCGGGCAUAAUUAUCCCUUUUCAAUUCCGUGACAACAAGAAGCUGCUGAUGAUUGGGGUACCUGAGGAAAACCGUAAUCUGAACAUCUGGGAUUUGAGGAAUGUUGUGAGGGCAGCAUUUGGAAUUUAUAACUUUGAAUUUCGAAACAAGAAGAUUGGAUUCAAUAUUCCCGAUGAGUUGCUAUUGCACUAUUUAGCUCAACGUCAUGAUCUUACCAAUUUCGUUAUAGAAAUUGGUCAAGAAAUGGCUAUUUUAUCUCUACAUAUACGGUCUACAUGAAUUGAAAUAAAUAUCCAGGAGGAAUUAUAUGUAUGUAUAUCGCUCAUUUACUUCAAUAAUGUAAUAACUCUAAAGGACCAAGAUCGAGGCAAAAGGCUUUUAAAUUUUAAAUUUAUAUAUGUAUACUCCCAUAGUAAAAAUGAAUACAUAUUUUCUACUAGUAAACUACUGGUAAUUGAUAUAUCUAUGAAAUUUUUACGCAACAUAGAAUAAGUUUUAACUCUGUAUGUAUUUUUGAAUUAUGACACUAUUGAUGUACAUGAGCGUUAUGUACAUACAUACAUUUACUAUUUGAUAAAGAAAUUUAUGUUCCGGCUCUGACAAUAUACUAGUUAUAUUAUUAAUUAAAUGUGUAUAAGCUAUGAUUGGGAUGAAAAUAUAUUUAUAGGGAUUUGUUUUAGAUAAAAUAACUUUUAAGGUUUUUUAAAAUUUGUUACUGUAAUAAAUAACUUCACGCUUACCAUACUGCACUUGGCCUCUAGUAAGUUCG
Molecule: messenger RNA, 1023 nt
Organism: Rhagoletis pomonella (apple maggot)
Lineage: Eukaryota; Metazoa; Arthropoda; Insecta; Diptera; Tephritidae
Exons: 3
Coding region: 243-533 (96 amino acids)
Source: RefSeq, a predicted model, not a curated record